This is a messenger RNA of Ostertagia ostertagi, 780 nucleotides long. Lineage: Eukaryota; Metazoa; Nematoda; Chromadorea; Rhabditida; Trichostrongylidae. The record is from the annotation of a GenBank genome assembly.
AUGCGAUUGUGUCGCAUUUUCUCAGGUGUGUGUAGAAAUUUUAUAUUCACAAUGAAGAAUGACGAGCGUGAAAUGCCCGUACUGUGGCAUCAAUGUCUGCUGGCUCUCUGCCAACGAUAUAAGAACGAUUUUAGCCCGGAACAAAAAGCUGCUAUCAUGGACCUCAUCAGGGUUUGUUCAGCAUAUCAAAGGAGUGGGUUCAAAAAUCUGGCAUCUCUCGCAGAAAUGCUUGCAAGAUGCCAGUCAUCGAAUCGCUGUGUGUUUUCUCUGUGGCCAACAGUCUCUUCUGUAACCGUUCCUCACAUCAGUCAACGAAGAUGGGCCUUAUCUAAUUCUAAUGAUUCCGUGCGUGCUGAUGGCCCUCGCUCUUUGAUACGAUCGUUAAGAAUCACGAGUGCUUCGGAUAUUGUCCUUGCUUCUCCAGUCGCCCUGCGGCCAUACCUUCAAAUAAUGCGGAUAGACAAGCCUAUCGGAACCUGGCUGUUAUAUUGGCCGUGCACUUGGUCCAUCGCUCUAGCUACUCCUGCCGGUCAACUUCCUUCGUUGUACUAUCUAACACUUUUUGGUGUUGGCGCAAUAUUGAUGCGCAGUGCUGGCUGCGUAAUUAAUGAUCUGUUUGAUAAGGAAUUCGACAAGAAAAUGAACUGGUUCAGUGUUGCAGUUGGCUCGGCUUCAAUGUUUCUAGUAGUAGGAUAUCCGCUGGCAAAGCGAUACACUUACUGGCCGCAGUUUGUUUUAGGUGAGCACUGUUCGUACAAUUUAUUAGAAUCAGUGCUCUAA